UAGCAAGCAAGGAACACGUGCAGGCAGCAGAAGCAGGUAAUACCAAUCGAAACCGUGCUUCUUUGCACACGCCAUUGCGCUCUAUGGAUUCGUUGCUUGUUAGUUCUUUUCCUAACUCAUACUCAUAUUCAAGCACCACCACCACUAGUCGGAAUCUAUGGCGGAGUAAAGCUUCUGCUAAUAAUUACUGUUCAAUUCCAAGUUCUUGUGCACCAAAAGCUUCAAGGCACAAAUGGAAUAUUCAAAAAGAAUAUAAUAUUUUGCAAUUCUGGAAGCCAAGUUUAAGUCUUUAUUGCAAAGGCACUGAAGGAGGGUCUACACAUCGAGAAUGCAAUAGAAAAUUUAUUGUGAAAGCGGCUCCUGAACAAUCUUUUGAAUCUGAACAGCCUGAUUUUGAUUCAAAAAACUUUUUGGAUGCUGUCAAAAAUUCCAUUGAUGCUUUCUACAGGUUUUCUAGGCCACACACAGUUAUUGGCACAGCAUUAAGCAUACUUUCUGUGUCUCUCCUUGCAGUGGAGAAAGUAUCAGAUAUAUCCCCACUAUUUUUUACAGGUGUGUUGGAGGCUGUAGUAGCUGCCCUGUUUAUGAAUAUUUACAUUGUUGGUUUGAAUCAAUUGUCCGAUGUUGAAAUAGACAAGAUAAAUAAACCUUAUCUUCCAUUGGCAUCUGGAGAAUAUUCCUUUGCAACUGGUGCUAUUAUUGUUGCAUCUUCUGCAAUUUUGAGUUUCUGGCUUGGCUGGAUUGUAGGUUCAGGACCAUUGCUUUGUGCUCUUUUCAUCAGUUUUGUGCUAGGGACGGCUUAUUCAAUCAAUGUGCCCUUGUUGAGAUGGAAGAGAUUUGCAGUGCUCGCUGCGAUGUGCAUUCUUUCUGUUCGUGCAGUUAUAGUUCAACUAGCAUUUUUCCUUCACAUGCAGACAUUUGUGUACAAGAGGCCAGUUGUCUUUUCAAGACCAUUGAUCUUUGCAACGGCAUUCAUGAGCUUCUUUUCUGUAGUUAUAGCACUGUUUAAGGAUAUACCAGACAUCGAAGGAGAUAAAAUAUUUGGUAUCCAAUCUUUUUCCGUACGUUUAGGUCAGAAGCGGGUAUUCUGGAUUUGUGUUUGCCUUCUGGAAUUGGCUUAUGGAGUCGCCCUUGUAGUGGGAGCAACAUCUUCUUCCUUAUGGAGUAAAAUUGUCACGGGUCUUGGACAUGCUGUACUUGGUUCACUUCUUUACUAUCAUGCCAAAUCCGUAGAUUUGAAAAGCAAAGCUUCCAUAACAUCCUUCUACAUGUUCAUCUGGAAGCUAUUUUACGCAGAGUACUUACUCAUACCUUUAGUUAGAUGAGAAUGCAGCGGCGGUAUUGUUGAUUUGAGUACUAGUUAAUGGUGCUGCUUUUGUCACAGGCUAGCUUUGAGUUUAUAAUUGGUUUUAAGUUCAUAACUGCAAUUGUAAAUGAAGGGUUACAUCUGUUAGGCUGGUUCUUAGUUUUUAACUAUCAGUGGUUUCUUUAAUAGUUUUUUAGCCUAUUAAUAAAAUGUCUUGUUUCUCUUCAUUAUCUUCUGCAUGCAUACAAAGUACAAACUGGACAGUUGUAUGCUAUUAGUUCAUACCUGGAGAAAUUGUUUAUGAACAAACACUUGCUAGUUGCUACAAACUAUUGUUCAUAAAGUAGACAGUGUAAAUGUAGAUGUUGAUUGAAUUAUGUUAAAUUCCAACAGUUGUUGAUUUUA
Messenger RNA from Vicia villosa (hairy vetch), 1711 nucleotides. RefSeq names its product homogentisate phytyltransferase 1, chloroplastic-like. The transcript is spliced from 14 exons. The record is from RefSeq and is a predicted model, not a curated record. Gene Ontology annotation, cellular component: membrane. Lineage: Eukaryota; Viridiplantae; Streptophyta; Magnoliopsida; Fabales; Fabaceae. The coding region runs from base 84 to 1325 and encodes 413 amino acids. Gene Ontology annotation, molecular function: prenyltransferase activity.